AUGUCUAGCUCUGCAAAAUCUUUGGAACCUGCAUUUCAAGGAGCGGGUCAGAGAAUGUAUCCUUACAAUGGGACUGAAAUUUGGAGAAUUGAGAAUUUCCAGCCAGUUCCUUUGCCAAAAUCUGGCUAUGGUAAAUUCUACUCCGGUGAUUCAUACAUUAUAUUGCAGACCACUCCUGGCAAGGGAGGUGCUUAUUUAUAUGACAUACACUUUUGGCUUGGAAAAGAUACUAGCCAGGAUGAAGCUGGAACGGCAGCUAUAAAAACUGUGGAACUGGAUGCAGUUCUUGGGGGGCGUGCAGUACAGCACAGAGAAGUUCAAGGUCAUGAGUCGGACAAAUUUUUGUCGUACUUCAAACCAUGUAUUAUACCACAGGAGGGUGGUGUUGCCUCUGGAUUCAAGAAACCAGAGGAGGAAGAGUUUGAAACACGGUUAUAUGUCUGCAGAGGAAAACGAGUUGUCAGAUUGAAGCAGGUCCCUUUUUCUCGAUCCUCGCUUAAUCAUGAUGAUGUGUUUAUCCUGGACUCUAAAGAUAAGAUUUUUCAAUUCAAUGGUGCAAACUCCAAUAUACAAGAAAGGGCCAAGGCAUUGGAAGUAAUCCAGUUUUUAAAGGACCAGUAUCACGAGGGGAAGUGUGAAGUUGCAAUUGUUGAUGAUGGAAAACUACAAGCCGAGUCAGAUUCUGGUGAAUUCUGGGUCAUCUUUGGUGGAUUUGCUCCAAUUGGAAAAAAGGUAGCUAGUGAAGAUGACGUUAUCCUGGAGAAAACUCUUCCCAAACUCUAUAGCAUUGAUGAUGGUCAAGUUAAGGGUGUAGAUGGUGAACUUUCCAAGUCUUUAUUGGAAAACAACAAAUGCUAUCUAUUGGAUUGUGGGGCUGAGGUGUUUAUUUGGGUCGGUCGGGUAACACAAGUGGAGGAUCGGAAAGCUGCCAGCCAAGCUGCUGAGGAAUUUGUUGCUAGCCAAAACAGGCCAAAGUCAACACGUAUGAUCCAGCUAAUUCAAGGUUAUGAAACACAUUCCUUCAAGUCCAACUUUGAUACCUGGCCAUCAGGUUCAGCACCUUCUGCUUCUGAGGAGGGAAGAGGAAAAGUAGCAGCUAUGCUAAAGCAGCAAGGAGUUGGUGUCAAAGGAGUGACCAAAGGUGCUCCUGUAAAUGAAGAAGUCCCACCUUUGCUUGAAGGUGGUGGAAAAAUUGAGGUAUGGCGUAUUAAUGGAAGUGCCAAGACCUCAGUGCUCAAAGAGGACAUUGGCAAAUUUUACAGUGGAGAUUGCCACAUCAUUCUUUACACCUACCAUUCUAAUGAUAAGAAAGAAGAUUACUACUUGUGCUGUUGGAUUGGAAAGGAUAGCAUCGAGGAAGACCGAAAAAUGGCUGCUCGGUUGGCUACUACAAUGUCCAACUCACUGAAGGGCAGACCUGUGCAGGGUCGCGUAUUCCAAGGGAAAGAGCCACCACAAUUCGUUGCUAUCUUUCAGCCUAUGGUGGUCCUUAAGGGUGGAAUGAGUUCUGGGUACAAACACUAUAUAGCAGACAAGGGUUUGAAUGAUGAAACUUACACUACCGAUUGUGUUGCACUCAUUCGGAUAUCAGGAACUUCUGUGCAUAACAAUAAAGUUGUGCAAGUUAAUGCGAGCUAUUUACCUUCCAUAAUGAUGGCGCAGCCAUUGGUUGCAACCUCAUUGAACUCAAAUGAGUGUUUCCUUCUACAAUCUGGCUCUUCAAUAUUUAGUUGGCAUGGAAAUCAGAGUACCUUUGAGCAGCAGCAGUUGGCUGCAAAAGUUGCAGAAUUUUUUAAGGUUGCAACCUCAUUGAACUCAAAUGAGUGUUUCCUUCUACAAUCUGGCUCUUCAAUAUUUAGUUGGCAUGGAAAUCAGAGUACCUUUGAGCAGCAGCAGUUGGCUGCAAAAGUUGCAGAAUUUUUUAAGCCUGGGGCAGCUCUGAAACAUACUAAAGAAGGAACCGAGAGCUCAACUUUUUGGUUUGCACUUGGAGGAAAACAAAGUUACCCCAGCAAAAAAUUAGCCCAGGAGAUUGUUAGAGAUCCCCACUUGUUUACGUUCUCAUUCAAUAAAGGAAACUUUGAGGUUGAGGAAGUUCACAAUUUUUCUCAAGAUGACCUGUUGACUGAGGAUAUCUUAAUUCUAGACACGCAUGCUGAGAUCUUUAUUUGGGUUGGUCAGUCUGUAGACCCCAAAGAAAAGCAAAGUGCUUUUGAAAUUGGGCAGAAAUACAUUGAGAUGGCUUUAUCUUUGGAGGGUUUGUCUCCGAAUGUGCCCCUGUACAAAGUCACAGAAGGAAACGAGCCUUGCUUCUUCACAGCAUUUUUUUCAUGGGAUCCUGCAAAAGCAACUGUUUAUGGAAAUUCAUUUCAAAAGAAGGUUAUGCUUCUUUUCGGGGCAGGUCAUGCUGUGGAGAACAAGUCCAAUGGGACAAACCAGGGAGGACCAACUCAAAGAGCUUCAGCCUUAGCUGCGUUAAACUCUGCAUUUAGUUCAUCUCCUGGGCCAAAAUCUACUGUUGCCAGGAGGCCAUCAGGAGCAGGCCAGGGAUCACAGAGAGCUGCUGCAGUGGCUGCUUUAUCAUCAGUUCUUAGUGCUGAACAGAAGCGGUCACCUGAGGCCUCUCCUGCCCAAUCUAGUAGAAGUCUGCCAGCUGAAGCUAGCCAUCCUGUGGAAACGAGGAGUGAAAAUGCGGUUUCUGAGGUUGUGGAUUCUAAUGAAUCUUUGGAAGUUAAGGAGACAGAGACUGUCACUGAUAUAGUUGAACAUGUCUCGGAGGUUAAUGGAGACGAGUCAGGACCGAAGCCAGAGGCAGAACAGGAUGAGAAUGGUAGUGAAAGUACUCAAAGCAUGUUUAUUUAUGAACAGCUGAAGGCUAAAUCUGACAACCCAGUGACUGGAAUUGAUUUCAAAAGACGAGAGGCUUAUCUGUCUAAUGAGGAAUUCCAGGCUGUACUGGGGAUGACGAAAGAAGCAUUCUAUAAAUUGCCUAAAUGGAAGCAAGAUAUGCACAAGAGGAAAGUUGAUCUAUUCUAGAAACUUGAAUUCACCCAAAUCGAGUGACUCUCUGUUGAAGUAGCAUAGUUCUUAUAGGUUCACCAUGCUCAGAUUGGCAUAUCUUGUGUUUUGCUGUCUGCCUUUUGAUGACCCUAGCUGUACUAUCUAUUGGUUUUGAUUAUGUUGUGCCCGCUUGAAGAGUGUUCCCCCCCACCCCCCCACCCCCCUCUUUUUUGACUGCUGUUGCAU
Ilex paraguariensis (yerba mate) is the source of this 3246-nucleotide messenger RNA. The record is from the annotation of a GenBank genome assembly. Lineage: Eukaryota; Viridiplantae; Streptophyta; Magnoliopsida; Aquifoliales; Aquifoliaceae.